UGCAUUUUCGAUACGAACAUUUGAUGUUUUUCUCCUUAUUUCUUCGAAAAUUGUGAUAAUCGACCAUAAAUUUCGGGAUUUUCAAUCUUUCCAAUAAAGUAUUUUCUUUGUGACAUUUAAAAUAAAUAAAUAAAAACGGUGAAAGCGAUGGAUACGAGUACAGCGAUUUCGAUUCACUUAUCGAAGCGACCAAUUGCCGUGGUAAUGGAACAAUCAAAUGAAAAAACGAAUUUGGUCGCCCUUCAAUUGAUGUGUAUUAUUGAUUAUUAUAUGGAAGAAAGACGUUUAUACGAUCGAAUUGUGAAAACCGAAUGCCCAAAAUUAUUGUUGCAAUUAAUGAAAUUUUUUACGUUUGUUUCGUUCAAAUAUUACGACUAUCGGGCAUCACGUAAAAUCGGUAAUCAAAUAUUGCGCUGCAAAUUUUGUGCAUUGAUUGGACAUUAUACGUGUAUUUUGAGCCACAUGGCGAUUAAUCAUAAUGCACAUAUUGGAUUGAAACAAUGUGCAUAUUGCUAUCGUGAAGAGUUAAAAACCCAUUUCGAUGACUGUACAUUUGAUACAUGCUACGAAACUUAUAUGCGAAAGCAUCAUGUACACAAAAAUGACAAUAUCAUUGAAAUAGUGGCUACGUUUUAUGGUUUAAUCAAAGAAAUUGCCGAAAAACUCAAUCAAUGCACUGUACGAAAUCAUGCAUAUGCUGGAAUUGGUUAUGCGACAAUUGAGAAAAUUGCACAAAAAUACGGUCGAGAUUUUCCAACUGAUUGCAUCAUCUUUCAGCAACGAAAUUACGAGAAACCAAUUAAAAGCGAUUUAUUACAAAAGGAAUUUGUUCGCGUUAUUGGUUUUAUGUAUGGCGGCAAUCGAAUUUCACGUUUAAUUAACAAUGCAGACACCAUCUUUGACACACAUGUUAUUGUUAUAAGUGAUGAUGAAGACGAAUAUGAUACGACUGUACAAAAUGCCGCAUCAACGUCAACGUCUUUCGUUCAGAGAAAUAACAGCAUCAAUGAAAAUGAAAUGGCAUACAAUGCGGCGGAUGAUGUAUUACCAGAAAAUUUGGUAAAACGUGAACCAAUGUCAAGCUGUGGUCUACCAUCGAAUGCAUCAUCGCCCACACCUUCGAUGGGGACAUCAUCGACACGAGUCAGCUGGAUGCCGGAAAAUGAUGCCGAACAUUUUGGAAUAUUUGUUUCCCAACGACUACAAAGACUGCCAGACGACCUGAAGAGACGAAAACUUGAAAUCGUCAUUCAAGAAGCCAUCGUACAAGCUGAAAAAGAUGCUCUAACAUAAAAGAACUCAUUUAUAAAAAUACUUUUUGAUUUAAUAAACAACCAUGUCAUGUUAUCAUUUAAUUGUACAGAAAAAAAAAAUCUUAAUAUCAAUUUUCAAAGAAAGUAUUGUAUUAGCGAAAAAAAGAUUGGGAAAAUCAAUCGCAAAUUGAAUGAAGUUCAAGCAACUUGUCAAUUCGAUUGAAAGAGCAUGAACUGAACCGAAUUUAUAAAGAAUGCCAUAAUAUAAAUUCAAAGUAAUAUUUAA
This is a messenger RNA of Contarinia nasturtii (swede midge), 1539 nucleotides long. RefSeq lists its product as uncharacterized. NCBI's taxonomy places the organism in Eukaryota, Metazoa, Arthropoda, Insecta, Diptera, Cecidomyiidae. Bases 148 to 1293 code for a protein of 381 amino acids. The transcript is spliced from 2 exons. The record is from RefSeq and is a predicted model, not a curated record.